CCGGAUGCAAGCAGUGCCAGUUGGACAGUGGAGCCGAGCGAUUCGUUCCGGUGCAAGCGCUACGAUCCUUCGGGAAAGUGUUCAAGCAGUGUGUGCAUUUUUUUGGCUGUAGCACUUUUGGAGAUAGCAAAGUAGAUCCGCUGCCGUUUUUCGGCAGGUGUCAGUUCAGAAGUGAUUUAUCAUUCAAAGGCCCUUUUACCUGUGCAUGGUGGCCGGAGGGGGACUACGUUUUGGUUUUUUAGGACAAGGCCUCAAUCGAUUCUGGUGCGCCAGCGAAUCGAGUUUGGUCGAAGGAAAUAAGGAAAACGGAACAACACAAAUCUUCAAGCGAGCGUUAAACCAUAUUGUGGUCUGAGGAAUGUAAAGAAGUUGAAAAAAAGCAACAUUCAAGUGAGGGUGACUGAGUGAGUGGUGGAUCGUGGAGAAGAAAAAUCAUUAACCCUAAGCUAACAGCAUGGCACCCCUUGAAGGAGGGUUGGCGAUUGAGGCGAGGGAAAAAAGGUGUUGACGAGUUUCGAUUGUUGUUUAUGUUUUCAUUGCCUGAAUUGUUGAAGAAGAGGAAAUACCAGAGGCAUGAUUCUGAAGGAAAAAGAACAAAAUUUCCCGGAAAAUAUCUCGAAAGUGACGACAAUGGUAUAAUGUGAAUAAUGAAAACCAGAAAGUUAGCAGAACUUGUGGCCUGUCCUACCGGAAACCCAAGCGAAACCAGUAGGCUUUGCCAAUUCGAGCGGAAAAGUUAUUAAUACGAAAUGAUGAUUGAGUGUGGAAACUGUGAAAAUUUGAUUAAUUGAAUGUAAUUUGCGGCAGCCAAAGAACCGACCCCAACAAAAAAAAACGGAAUAGACGUCCUUCUAAGUGGGAUGGUGAAUGGUCCAGGCGAAUAAAUUCUACGCAGUGCGAGAAAAUAAGCGCAGCGGAAAAAGAAAACGUGCCGUCGGUGUGAAGUGAGGAGAAAAUUAAUGAUAUUACACUGUUGAAUAGAGCGCGCCCAUGUUUACUGCGGAAGGAAGCAAAACAAAAGAUGUGAGCCUCCGAGGAGUGUGAAUGGAAAUUACAUAGUGAUUAUCAUCAAGUUUUGUUCUUUUUUGCCGCAAGCUGGCCGGGUGUUUUCGAUACUUCUCUGUAGCUCCGUGGCUUGCUUGUUAGUGGAAAUGUGCGUGACGGACGUGAAUUUUUUCACGACGUGGCCCUGAACGAGAGAAAUGUUUUGCCGCUUUCGGUUUUAGGCAGGCAGUUACCACCCUCUCUGGAGGGAUUAACGAAGGAAGGCAGUGGAAAUAUAAAAAAAAUAAAGAAAAAAAAACUUCGCGGAGAGAAAAAUCGAUUCACCAGGAAAAUCCGAAAGUAGAAGUUUGCGUCUGAUAAAUAUGGAUAAGCGCCCGGUGGGUGCAGGAGCUGUCGGUUCCGGUUCCGGUGGAGGAUCGCGAACAAAUUUUCUCCGAUCAUCCCAGCUUGCGUUGGUUGCUGUUUUCCAGUUGCUGCUGGUCCUGCAUAAUGGCGAAGCCCUCCAGAAUCCACGCAUCAUCGAGCAUCCGAUCGACGCGACGGUGCCCCGACACGAACCGGCUACACUGAACUGUAAAGCCGAAGGACAUCCCUCGCCCAGCAUCCAGUGGUACAAGGAUGGUGCCCCGUUAAAAAUUCUACCCGGCUCUCACCGGAUAUUUCUGCCAGCGGGGGGAUUGUUUUUCCUUAAGGUCGUAAAUUCGCGCCGGGAAAGCGACGCCGGAGUGUACUGGUGUGAGGCCAAGAACGAGAACGGAGUUGCCCGCAGCCGGAAUGCCACUCUACAAGUAGCAGUGCUACGGGAAGAGUUCCGACUGGAGCCGCAGCACACCCGGGUAGCGCAAGGCGAGACGGUUCUGCUGGAAUGUGGACCCCCGAAGGGUGUUCCGGAGCCGACGGUUGGAUGGCGCAAAAACGGUCAAAAACUGGACGUCGAAACCUCGAAACGAAUUCGAAUCGUGGACGGGGGCAAUCUGGCCAUUCAGGAUAUUCGGCAGACCGACGAGGGACAGUACCAGUGCAUCGCGAAGAAUCUGGUCGGAGUGCGGGAAUCGGCAAUGGCUUUCCUGAAGGUUCACGUGAAACCAUAUCUGAUACGGGGUCCGCAUGAUUCAACGAUUGUGGAAGGAUCUUCGGUGACGUUUCAAUGCCGUGUCGGUGGUGAUCCGAUGCCGGAUGUACUCUGGAGGCGAUCAGCUUCCGGCGGAAACAUGCCACUGGAUCGCGUGCAUAUCCUGGAAGAUCGUAGCUUGCGAUUGGAAAAUGUUGUUUCCGAUGACGAAGGAGAGUACAGCUGCGAGGCAGACAAUGCGGUCGGGGCGAUUUCGGCCACGGGAACUUUAACCGUGCAAUCUCCUCCGCAUCUCGUCAUACGACCUUUACCUCAAGUCGUGGAAGCUCCGCAUGAUGCCUCGUUCGAAUGUAAAUCCGAAGGUCGUCCAAAACCGACGACAUUCUGGUCGGUCGAAGGAAAUCGCAGUCUGAUCUUUCCGGGGACUAAAUUUGAUCGAUUCGAGACAUCCCGUACGCUCGAAGGUUUGACUGUACUGACGAUAACAGCUACCAACAAAGCCGACAACGGUCUGGUGGUGGUUUGUAGUUCGGUCAAUUCGGUUGGUUCCAUCAGUGUUCGGGCUCGGCUUACCGUGGCUAGUCAAGAUGAUCGUCCUCCUCCAAUCAUCAUUCUUGGACCAUCGAAUCAAACCCUUCCGGUAACAUCGGUCGUUGCUCUUCCCUGCAAGGCCGUGGGAAACCCAACUCCAAUCAUCUCGUGGUACCUGGAUGGUAACCCAGUGACCAACUCUGAACGAAUAAACACCACCGAAAAUGGAACGCUGAUCAUACACGACCUGGAUAAAAAUAGCGAUCAAGGUUUGUACACGUGCGUAGCGAGCAGCCGUAGCGGAAAGUCAACUUGGAGUGCGUACCUUCGUCUGGAGGCUCCCACAAAUCCGAAUAUAAAAUUUUUUCGAGCGCACGAACCCAGUGCCUUCCCAAGUGCUCCCGGAAAACCUCAAGUCGUCAACGUUACCAACAGCUCCGUUACCAUAUCAUGGCUACCAAGCAUCAAAUCCGGUGCGUCCGAUAUUAACGGAUACUUGAUCGAAGUGUUCGCCACCGAUCUGAUCAAAGGAUGGAUCCCAAUUCCGUACAAAAUCACAUCCACCAGUUACACGUACUCUCCGGUAACGGCAGAUGUUUCCUAUACUUUUAUCGUUCGGGCCGAAAACGAGCAGGGCUUGGGAAUUCCCAGUUUGAUGUCGGAUCCGGUAGUUAUCGGCAGGGACGUCAACCACGGAGACGAUAUUAGCUUGAAUGAAGCGCAAGCAACUCUGUCCACGGGAAGUGUCGUACAUCUGUUGGAAGCAAACGCUUCCGAUUCAACCAGUGUCCGGUUGGCAUGGGACAUCCUGAACGGUCAGUACGUAGAAGGAUUUUACAUUUACUCACGGAAAGUGUACAGCAAUGGUACGUACCGGACGUUGACGGUGCUUCACGGUGGAGGUGCCUCCGCUUGCACGAUCAACGGACUGGAGAAGUACACGGAGUACGAGUUCUUCCUGGUGCCGUUCUACAAAACUAUCGAGGGUAGACCGUCGAACUCCAGAACCGCCCGGACAUUGGAAGAUGUUCCAAGUGCAGCACCGAUCAACAUGGAAGCCGUACUGCUGAACACCUCGGCCGUGUAUCUGAAGUGGGAACAUCCGGCGAAUCAUAGUCUUAAUGGUAAACUCCGAAACUAUCACAUCAUCAUACGAGGUUACGACGUCCACAACAUGUCCAAGGUCCUGACGAAUAUGACCGUCGACGGAGACUCUCCGAAGCUGCUGCUGGCCAAUCUAUCAGCCGGUGUGACCUACUCCGUGAGCAUAGCCGCUUCGACCCGGGCCGGUAUAGGUCCGUUCAGUGUCCCGUCCAUCCUUCGGCUGGAUCCCCACACCAAACGACUAGAUCAAGGAUACACACGGUACCCAAUAAAUCAUGACUACUCACACGACAUCCUGACGCAAACCUGGUUCAUUAUACUGCUGGGUUCGAUCAUUGCCAUCAUCGUGUUCCUGUUCGGGGCGACCGUCAUCUUCCGGCGGAUACAGUUUAUGAAGCACAGCUCGUUGAACAGCAUGCACGGAAAUCACGCAAUCGGAACGGUUCGUAAGUUCCCCACGCUGCCGCUGAAUCCGAACGGGGUCUGGAUCGAUCCCGGUGGUGGCGUUUGGAGACAGGCGUCGGAAAUCUCCAAAGAAGCCAUCACCGACUACGCAGCGGUCUCGAAUGCUCCCACGUUGCCGCUACCGGAUUAUGAAAGACUAUCACCGCUCAACAUGCCCGAUUACGCCGAGGUCGCCGGGUGUUCGUCCUUCAAGAAUGAUCUCGGCGGAUCACCCUCGUACGACAACUACGGUGCGUACGCUUCUACCACGCUGGUAGGCCGUACCAUCGGCGGCGGACAUCUGGAUGCGGGUGGAGCUCGAUCCACCGCGACGGCAGCCGUUCCGUUCACCCCGAACCAGUUCGACGGGAAAAACGUCUAUUCGGCACCCACGAGCUGCCACUACAACAAUUUCAUAAAUCAACAUCAGCAGCGCCACCAGCAGCAACUGCAUCAACAACAUGGACAGCAGCUGAACGGAUGUGGAAACGGCGCGGAAGGAAAACGACCCGGUGCAUCGUACGGGGGUAGCAUCAAGAGCCAGAAAAUGAACAUCAUCGAGAACCGAAUGGCGGACAUGAUGAACAACCUGGGCCACAGUCAGACUUCGGUAGCAUCGGCAACGGCUGCCACGGCCCUGUUCGGAUCGCCGCACGGUGGCUCCAGUGUAAGUAAUCUCAAUGCGAACAGUAGCAGUAAUCUACUUCCGACCGGUGGGGGCUCCGGGGCCAGUGUCAGCGUUCCCCACACGCCACUCUUCGGUACCAUCAAGCGAACUACCAAAUACAACAAAAUAGGCUACAAUAAGGAUAAUAAACUCAAUUUCGGUGAUAGUGGCCGCUCGUCGGAGCAGCCAUUGUUCAUCAAGUCCAAGUACGAUGGAACGUGGUCCUCCGUUCCCAGCACGGUUGCAUCAUCGGCAAACAACAUAAAUAUGAUUAAUAAUUCGCCAUAUCAUCAGCAACAGCACCAGCACCAGCACCAGCAGCAGCAGCAGCAGCAUCAUCAGUCUCAACAGCAGCUGGUGGCGUCAGGUCAUCAGCAGGAGCAACAGCAGCACCAUCACAAUCCGGGACAGCAGCACGGUGGGAAAUCACUGGGCAGUACGAACAUUCUGGAUCCACUUCCGCCGGCACUGCAAACAAAUAAUUUAGAUAAUCAACAAAUACAGAACAAUAAUCCUGGUGCUGGAGCCGACGGUGGUGGAGGCAGUAAUAGCAGCAACAGUAGCAACGCCAGCACUAGUUCCCAGAAUUAUUUAAGCAGUUUUGGCAAAACGGAUAAUGUGUAAACAUCGGGGAAUGAUGAUCUCCGGAAUGAUGAUGAACGGGGCUGGUCUGGGCUGGUAGCCAUACCGGGUUUUGUGCGCUGACGGUUGAAUUUUUUUGCUGGAGAAGAUGAAAUUUUUCAGGAAACCUACUGCACAAUGGCUUUCCUUGCUUCGGAUCUAUCAAAUUGGAAUUGUGUUGGACAACAGAUGGUACUGAUAGCAGAGUAGAUGUUUUCCUUUGUUGCGUAAAUCACUGCCGUUCCCCAUUCGGGAAGCGUUUUGUGAGUUUUUCAUUUGAAGGGAACGCAUGCUUAUCGGUGUAUUUCAUCUUUUUAUUGUUAUAUUUCAAAUAAUUACGUGCAAUGCAUAAAAUUUCAUUCAAUGAAAAAUGCACAUUCCCUCACCAGAAGGACUAAAAAGCUACCGGCAACAUAGCAUUGUAUUUUUAUACCCCGCGAAAAAUAAUACUCCUGGAAAAGGCUCUUGUUACGACAAUGAGACCGAUCUUUUUCAACAUUUCUAUCAUUAUACUAUUCCACGUAUUUGUGCUACGAAACGAACAUGACUUUUUGCGAAGCUUCUCAUUAUUUCCUGAGUGAAUCUGUUGGCAGAAAAGCUUCUUCAUGGAACGCGAAAUGAAUAAGUUGAGAGUCAUUUCAUCCGGCAAAUUUUACCUAUUUAGAAGAAAACACGACAAAAGAUUCUGUUUUAUUAUUUAACUCAACUCCGGAAGGAUAAAUAUUUCAUUUUACAAGAACGAAAACCUUCAUCGUUUUGUUAGUUUGUCUUCGUUUUGAUACGUUCACAAAUGAGUUGAAAGUAACUCUACAUCUCUGUGUAAGCAUAAUAGUUGACAUCGUUUUCCUAUCUUACCAGUAAUAAGAAAGCAAAAUCCACAAAUGAAAGACAUUAAGUUUCGAAGAUAAACAACAUUUCGUGGCUUGGGGUUUUAUGAAACAUGACUCUGAUCACAUCAGCAUGAUUCCAAGAAUUAGAAGCCAAAUUUACUUUUCAACAACUUUACCCUGCUAACAGUUACCAAACGACAUUAAAAGUCCACCCGAAUCCGCAUCAGCAAGGCCAAACACGCUUCCGAAAGUGGCUUGCGUUCAUGUUUAGACUCCGGUUCGUGUUGUUGGCCCCCGAAGUCACCUCUGGCCAGAUAUUUUUUCUUACAUCUGUAAAUUCUCGCCCACAGUAUCUCAUCUUUAUAUAAUCUGAUAUUUAGCAUAAUUUUAGCUUUUUUUGUCAUUUUCCUGUGUAACAGCUUCGAAGAGCCUAACGUGGCAGAUUCCACCGACAGUGAACUUCCAGCCAUCACGAAACUCUCGAAACCAAUAUUCACGUCAUUAAGAGGUUUGAAACCUCAAGGUUACCAAUGAUUAUUUUUUUUGUGUUUUGUCUUCGACUUAUUGGUACAUUAACAGUCUAUGUUGAAGUAUUAGUGCCACCUCGUGGUUUAAUAUAAACGCUGUUUACAUUCCAACUAUUUUACAUCUGAGAGCAAUGUCUUCAACCGUGACAUAAACAUCUAAUGUACUGAUGAGACGAAGACGAAUCCUAAAAACAAACACUGUUUGAAAGAGAACUAGCCUCAUAAUACACCCAACCCUCGAUUUACGCGCUUUAUAUAUGUGUAUAUAUGAGUCUUCGACUCAUCAGUACAUAAGCUGUUUAUGUCGUGGUUGACUUUGCACUCAGAUGUAAAAUAAUUGAUAUGGAAAUAGCAUUCAUGUUAAAAGACGAGGUGGCACUAGUAUUUCAUCAUAGACUGUUGAUGUGCACCAAUAAGUCGAAAACAAAACGCAGAAAAUAAAUAAAUUUUCAAAUCUAUAUUAUAAAUAUUUAUUUGCUUUCUUUUGUCGUUCCAUCUUUCAGAAUAGCUAUAUUUUAUCAGAGGAUGAAAUCGUUUUUCAAUGAACCAAUUUUCUUAAAGUUUACGUAGACUUUUCGCUUCAACCAACAUUGUUGAAAAGUUAGUCGAACAAACAUCUGGAAAAUUUGAUUUUUUUGAAUGACGAAUAUUAAUGAGCAACUGAUCCAGGAAAAAGAAAAACCGACCGAAGCAAAAAUAAAAGGAAAAAUCGAGGUAAAACACGGGAAGCAAAAACAUCAUUUUUGAGUAAAUAAAAAAACAAAAAUCACAACCAAGGACGAAGAUGAAAAUACUGAAUGUAAAACAAAAAUCAUAAAAUGACGGAUGGAAAAGAAAAUAUAAGAAAAUUAAAAAAACUGAAGAACAAAAACUAGAAAAUAAUGCAAAAAAUGUUCAAAAAGAAAAGUAGAAUAAAAUAAAACCAACGAAUAACGAAAACUUAGUAGAAAAGUUAAAUAGAACAACCAAAAAAUUGAACUGGAAUAUAACUGGAAGUAAACAAAAUGACGGUGAGUACUGCAAAAAUCACGUUUUAGUAAAAUACACGAGAAAAAUUGAUGGGGCAUGAGAAAUCAAAUGGAGAAUAAAUAAACAACCGGAAAUAAAAAAGCAAUGAUAACAACAGAAAACAAAAUAACUGAACGAAAACGACGGAAAACGGAUGUAAAUGUAACGGUGAAUACGAAAUAAAAGCAAAUAAAAACAUUAUGAAUAAAAAUCCACAUAGCGAGUAAAAAGGAUAAAAAUCAAAGAAAAAUGAAACAGAACAAAGUCAUGAAUUACACAAAACAAAGGCAAAAUUAUCGAAAACAAAAAAAAAAUGUUCGGGAACCAAUAAAAACUGGCGGAGCCAAAACAAAAAAAAAUGAAAAGUGAACUUUAAGUUACGGAUUACGAGAAAAUGGAACGAAUAAACGAAAACGAAACUGACGGAAUGCUAAGAAUAAUCAAGAAUCAUAUAAAAUACGAAGAACGAAACGCGAAGAACAAAAAACGACAAUUAUAGAGAAAAAAAACUAUUUUUUUUUAUAUCGUUUAUUUAUACCCGGCUUUAACCUAAUUUUGGUCGUUCGCCGGAAAAAACUAUUUAAAAUCAAGGAAUAAUGAUGAAAAAUGAAAAACAAUUGUAGGGUAAAGUAAGGAAAAUGACGGAAAAUAAUCAAAGUAGAAUAAAGGAAAAGACGAAGCAAAAUUGACAAAAAAAAUUAAAUAAAUAACAGAAUACGUCGAAAAUGGAAGGAAAGCGACAAUAAACUUACAGAGAACGCACAAAUUUGAAUAGUAUAUCAAGAUAAAGAUCACAGAAAAAAUUACAACAAUGCAAACAAAGACACUGAAGAACAAAUCCCGGAAAACAUAGAAUUUACGAAAAAGAGAUAAAGACAAAAUGCGAAAACCGAAGAAACAAAUACAAAAAUUGGAAAAGAAUUUAGUGGAAGAAAUACUUAAAACUAGUCAAUCAGACGGUCCCAAAAGAUAGGAGAAAUGACGGGAAACGAAUAACAAAUAAAGAACAACGGAGAAUAAUCCUGAGACGACAUAAAAAAAGUAAGAACAAAAAACUAAAAUAUGAAAAGUGGAGGCAAGGGAAAACGAAAUAAAAAUUUCGGAUAACGAAGCAAGAAUGACGGAGAAAAUUCACGGAAAUUCAAUAUAAAAACUACGAAAAGCGAUGCAAAAAAAGGGAAACCGUGAAAAUAUUUAAUUAUUUAUCGUUAAUUUAUACCCGAUUUAAACCAAAUACAGUCUUUCGCCGGGUAGAAAAACCGUGAAACAUUGAAGAAGAACGAUUAGGAAAUGACGGAUGAAAAAGAAAUGAGACGAAAAAUGAAAAAUAAUUGAAGGACAAUUGAAAAUUAAACGAAUGAAUUACGAUUACCAAGACAAUAUGAUGGACUAUAAAGAAAAUAUCUGAAAAUCACAGAAUGAAAGUAUGAAUGAAGUAUGAGGAAAACAAACAAACAAACAAAGAAACAAACGGAGACAAAUACCAAAGAAUAUAUGAAAUAUGAAGAGCAAAAAACGGAGCGCAAAGAAAAACACCCGAAAACAAAAGACUAAAUAAUUGAAACUGAAAGGAAUAAAAUAGAUAACAUAGGAAUAAUAAAACACGUAUAGUGAAAACUAAAAUAAAAAGAUACAAUUUAUAUCGUGAAUGAACGAAGAAAACCCUUCUUAAUCCACCUAGUGGUGUGAUAAUGCCUUUCUCUUCUUUCAUAACAGUCUCAUGAAAAUAUAUUUCAUACUUUUAUUAAAUAAUUUCGGAUACUAAUUUUGACACCAAUUGAUUCAGAUUGAUUGAAAUAGUUCACAAAAGCAUGCUUCAGUGUUUAUGUCACACAGUCAGCAUCAUUUUUCCAAACUAGUGCUUACAUUUGCGAUGCCUAUUCGUAUGAGAAAAGUGAUGCUAAUCUAAAAAACCUGUUUUAAUCCACCUAGUGGUGUAAUGAUGCCUUUCUCAUGUACAUAUAAUAUUGUGGUAUUCUAUUUAUACUUCCGGAACCGGAUACCGGGAACCAGGAUAGCCGGAAUCGGUUUGUUUAGUUGCCUACUGAUAAUGACUAUCGAUUUGUGUAGUUUUGAGACCAGUUUAGGAAUUUUUUUACGUUUUUUUGUUUCGCCGGUUUAAGUGACGGUGUACAAUAUUGAACACACUUUACCCUAUAACUUCGGAACCGGAAGUCGGAUCCGGAUGAAAUUCAGGAAUCCCGUAUGGGACCACGAGACCUUUCAUUUGAAUCUAAGUUUGUCAAAAUCGGUUCAGCCAUCUCCGAGAAAACGAGAUGAGUGAGACGAGUGAGAUUAUUUGACACACACACACACACACACACACACACACACACACACACACACACACACACACACACACACACACACACACACACACACACACACACACACACACACACACACAUACACACACACACACAGACAUUGCUCAGCUCGACGAACUGAGUCGAAUGGUAUAUGACACUUGGCCCUCCGGGCCAAUUUUCACUAGUCGGUUUUUCAAGUGAUUGCAUAACCUUUCUAUAUGAGAAAGGCAAAACGAGUGACAUUAUUUUCACAUUUCUGGUAUAUAUCACCCUGUAAUUACUGAACCAGAAGUCGGAUCCGCAUGAUAUUUCGGAACUUUGUAUGGGACCAUAAGAACUUUCAUUUGAAUCUAAGUUUGUUAAAAUCGGUUUAACCAUCCCAGAGUAAUGUGAGUGACAUUAUUAUCACAUUUUUGAUGUAUUACUUUCACAUUUUUUAUGCAUAUCACCCUGUAUUUCCGGAAUCAGAAUUUGGAUCUAAAUGAUAUUCAGUAACUUCGUAUAGGACCGUGAGACCUUUCAUUUAAAUCUAAGUUUGUGAAAAUCGGUUUAGCCAUCUCCGAGUAAAAAGGUUGACAUUACUUUCACAUUUUUGGUGCAUAUCACCCUGUAAUUCCGAUACCGGAAGUCGGAUCCAAAUGAAUUCAGGAACUUUGUAUGGAAUCGUGACCAUGAAUCCUUUCAUUAGAGUCUAAGUUUGAGAAAAUCGGUUUACCCAUCUACGAGAAAAGUGAGUGACAUUAUUGUCACAUUUUUAUUGCAUUAUUUACACAUUUUUUAUGCAUAUCACCCUCUAAUUCCGGAACCGGAAGUCGGAUCCAAAUAGAAUUCUGAAACUUUGUAUGGGACCGUAGGGCCUUUCAUUUGAAUCUAAGUUUGUGAAAAUCGGUUGAGCCUUCUCCGAGAAAAGUGAGUGACAAUAUUUGUCACACACACAGACAUUUUCUCAGUUCGUCGAGCUGAGUCGAAUGGUAUAUGACAUUCGGCCCUCCGGGCCUCGGUUCAAAAGUCGGUUUUUGAAAAGAUUGUAUAGCCUUUCUCUUUGAGAAAGGCAAAACUGACGAAAAAUGUCACCCAGAAACUAGGAAUAAUGAAGAUAAAAGGAUAGAAAACGAAGGCAAAGAUAUGAAGAAUGAAAACAAUAAUGAGGAAUGACGGAGACGAAACAACAAAUGAUGAAAACACAGCAACUGAGAAUAAAUAAAUAAUGAUGGAAAAUAGUAAGCAACGAACUCGAACAAGAAAAUUGACUUAGACAAAAAAUAAUUGACGGGGAAUGUAAAACAAGUCCCACAACUAAGCUGAUGAACUGGCGGAGAAUGAAAAAAAAACAGACGGCGAUUGAAAAAUUAAGCAGAGCGACAAAAAUUUGGCGGAUGAAAUAAUUUGACGAAGAAUGUAUGACAAACGAUAGAGAACAGAAAACAGAAAUAAAGCUGAGCAAUAAAUAAAUUAUGUCGGAAUUAUAGAAAAAUAAAAAUACAAAAAAUAACGAACAAGAACGAAAACUAAAAAAACGAAGAAAAUAUGUCGCAUAGCGAAAAUAAUGGCAAACAAAAAAUUACUGACUGAGAUCGAAUAAGCAAAGGGAAAAUACUACAGAGAACUAAGAAAACAUUACGAAAACAUGAAUGAAGCAGAUCGAUUCUGAAUAAAAAUGAAUCAAUAAGGAAAAUAAUGGAGAGCAAAGAAACUAUAACACAGAAGACGAAAUACUUAAAGGUGGAUCUGAAAAUGAAAAUUGACCCAAACCGAUAAAUAUAUGAUGGAGAACGAAAAGAUCAUGCCGGAGAACUUUGAGACCUUCGCAGGGAGCAAUUGAAAAUUCAAGUUGAAUUUAAACGACACACGCUUGUGGUUAGCUAAAUUUCAAAUUAACUGUGAAAAUCACAGAAAUUUUAACUGAAAAGCUUCUGUCAAAAAAGAGACUAAGUAUGGUUAGAAAGCUAUACCACUUUUCCUGGGGCUCCUAAAACCUUCACAGCGUACCGAGUUUUCCGAAUUGUCGAUAGUUUUCACAAACUACUACAAAAUAGUCCGCAUCACAACCGAAGCGAAUGAGACCACUACUCAAUUUACUCCACCUGGAAUAAGUUUUUUGUUUCGCCCGUAGCCCAAGGCCGCACGCUUUUCACGAGUCAAGUUACCUACAGAACAAAACUCCUAGCCGACGUCUGUAUCGUCUGCUACAGUCUCAUCGUCAAUUCUCAGUAAGCAGCAUCCGGGUGGAAGGAGAAAAAAAAAGCUGUGGGGCCGCUCAGGUUCAGGUAAAAUGGGUGAUAAGUGCACCGACGAGCGUCGGAGUUUCCGUGACUUUUGUGUCAGGUGAACGUGCAGUUAUUAUCUGCGGCUGCAUCGGUAGUAGCAGCAUAGCCAGACGACGACGACGGAAGCCCUGGAAUCUGACGCUAAUUGCAGUGCGCCAUAGCCACCGGUGCCGGGGAAGCUCCCUCCGGGAAAUGCAACGUAAUUGUCAUUCUCGGUUGGUUGGCUUGCAAUUAGGGAAGCUUAGUUCGUUGCCGGUUGGAAGUAGAACGAAUGGUGAUUGUCCCGGAAAUCAACAUUUGUGGAAGCUGGCACGGAAAAUUGCUAUUCUUUGUAGGGAGCAAAAUCGCGCUGCGACUCGGUUCGUGUAGCCUUUAAUAGCGAUAGUUGUUCGUAGUAGUCCGAAGUUAGUUCCUAAGCUAAGUUAUGCAAACCAGUUCCAAAAUUAUUGCUGUCUGAAUAAGCCAGAGCCUAUCAUCCUGGGGUAAAUUUGAAACUACUAGAAACAAGCAGCUGAUCAUCCAAUUUUGACUUAUUAACAUUGACCGGAAAAUAAAUCGACCUACAAGAGUAAUGUCCAUGUCAAAACUCGACGGGGCUUCCGAUGGGUCCAUUAAAAAGCGUUCAUCAUCUGCAUUACUGGCGAGAGUAAAAUCCGGAUCCGGGUCCAGACGGCAGUACGACAAGUCAGAUCCCAGCACCGCAGUCAUCAACAUUCGCUGUUUGUUUCAUUAUUUGUCGUAAUCGUCUCAAUCAUCUGGUUCCUGGAACUGGAACUGGAAACACAGUCGUCAUGGUACAUGGUACAUUGGUUCACCGUAAAUCGUGUCAUUUCACCACCGGAAUGAUACUCACAUAAAGCACAUGGACCGUUCUGACAUCGGUGCAAUCAUGAGCGAAAUAAGACCUAAAUGAGCAUACAACUCUGGGUAUGUAUUGGGUUGUUCUGUGUUCCUCUCGGAGAAUGAUGACCUUGUUUCUCCACCGACAGACCACCGUCAGCUAAGCAUGAUGACGUUGCGAACUCAUCAGUCGUCAGCCGGGCCAAAAUGGUUAGACAGACCUUGGUAGCCCUGUGCCAUUCAUCGUAUGUCGACUGUCGGGGAUGUGAUUUGAAAGCAUGCCUACUUUGAUGAUGAACCAAUACAAAUCUCUACCGGAGGCGGGAUAGUGAUGCGUAAAAGCAGUAAAGUUGCUGCGUUGCUUGUUUUGUUAACUCGUUUCUAGAAUUUCGGUAAUUAUUUGGAACAGUGCUUGAAGUGGUUGGUUUUGGUUGAUUUAAUCAGAAUCAAGAGAUGAUUUUUAAAUCAGACAUUAUAGAAGAUUGACAGCAAAAAUGCAUACACCCAAACCUCCAUUUACCUAAUAUUCGGGAGUUCGUAAAUCGAGUUAUGAUGUAAAAGAAAUUUACGUUAUUUGGAAUUUUCAUCAUAAAAAAAAAUUUCCUUAUGUAUAUGUAUUAUCGGAUAUGUACAAAAUGGAACGAAAAAUAAAAGUAUUUGCAGGAAAGGGAUGUUCUAAGUCGCAUCAAUUUCUAAGACGGCGAGUUAUUCAUCGAUAUUUGUUACAAACCAUCAGAAUAUGAGUAUUUUCGGAAUAGGUUUGAUGAGUACAAGUCGGAAAACGAUGUUCACGUUGGUAUGAAUUCCAAGAUGGCAACUUCCAGUUUAUUGAUAUUCCUUGAAAACCCUUACGAUUUGUGUCGAUAUUACUCGAAUUGCUUGAAUACCUUUACGAUAUGCAUAUUUUCGGGACGGGUUUCGUGAGUCGGUGCUUACAAUUUUAAAGCAGUAGUAAAAUAUCUGCGACAGAUCUGAAUUAUAGACGAAUUUAGUAAAAAAAUACUAAACUACCAGUCAAAUUAGUUUUAGAUUAUCCAUACUGUUGAAGCUGCUGAAAAGGUGUAUUGAAAAAGCAAAAUUCUGGAUGUAAAAAAACUGGAGCAAGUGGCCAUGUCAUCUUGGAAUUUAAAACACCAUGUACUCAUCAAUCAAUAUCCAUUCAUCAAGCCCGUUAUUGUAGGGGUUUUGAGAAAUAUUUGAAAUCCAAAAAUACCCAGAUUGUAAGGGCUUUUAAGGAAUAUCAAUAAACCGGAAGUCGCCAUCUUGGAAUUUAGAACCAUCUCAAACAUCGUUUUCCGACAUCUACUCAUAAAACCCGUUCCCAAAAUAUCCAUAUUGUAGUAAUUUCCAUGGAAUAUAGAUGAGCCGGAAAUGAAUUCCAUCGUAUGCAAAAGUCUCUUUAUACGAAGAAGGUUCAUAAAAAGAGUUACGUAAAAAGAGGAAACUUAAAAAAAUUUACGUAAACGGACGUUUGGGUGUUGUGUUGACAGUAAAUGAACAGGAUAGUGUUUUGGCGAAAUUACGUCGUCGUUAUUCAACAAAUCAACUGUUUUUCAACAAAGGGCGAAUCUAACAUUUACAGCAAAUGUAGAAAAACGUCGAUGAAUGUUUCGAUAUUGUUAUUUGACAUAAGCACUGAAGCAUGCUUUUAUGAACUACACGAAUCAAUCUGAAUUAAUUGAUGUCAAAAAUGAGCUCAAAUUAGUAUCAAAAAUUAUUUUAUAAAAAGAUAAAAAAAAUCAUUAGACUAUUUUGAAGAAAGAGAAAGGCAUUAUCACACCACUAUGUGGAUUAAGAAGGGUUUUUAAGUAUCCGUUUGAUCAAGGCCCAAUAAAGUUCGAUUGAGCGGAGUUCUGGGCUGUUGAGAGGGUUGUGGUCUUUGGGUACCACAACCACGUUGUUUGCAUCGUACCACUUUUUCCCAUAGUGGCAGCUCGCCAAGUACGGCCAAAACAGCACAGGUCUAUUAUAUUUCUUCAGGAAUGGUAGCAGCCGCUUUUUCAGGCACUCCUGGACGUAGAUCUCUUUGUUGAUAGUUUCCGUUGUGAUGAGAUUGCCGCUUUUUAGACCACACGUGCAUAUAGCCUGCCAGACGAAGUAUUUUUUCGAGAGUUUCGAUAGUGUGAUGGUUUUGAAAAUUUCGGACACCUUUCCUUUUCCUGAUGCUGUAUAAAACUCCAGUCCCGAAGCUGCUUGAAAUUCGUUUCGUAGUCCAUGACGACACAGUCUAACUUUGUGUGCAUAUUUCGUAUACAACUCUCGGGAUCGCUGCUUCACCGACGUGUUUUGUCUAUAAUCUCGGUUUGCCACCUUCACCUUCUUAAGAGUCGAUAACCCGGCUCGUUUCUUGACCCGCUGCACAGUAGUAUUAUUGGAGACUUUGAGCUUGCCAGCGACGUCCCGGAUGAAGAGGUUAGGAUUACGCUUAUAUUUCACCACUACCUUCUUCGUUGUCGUUGCCACGUCCGCAUUACGAUUGCUGUCACUUCCAAACUUCCUGGCGGUAGGCAGACGCUCGAGCACUUUUACCAGGAAUCAGGAAUCAGAACAAAUUGGCUCAAAUGGCACGUUCCCCUUGAUAUUUGGAGAUUUGUGCCUUGCCAUCAAUUUGUUUUUAGCAUCAUUUUCCCGAUAUAUAAGAGGGAAGGAUUGAAAGGAAAUGGUAAGGGUUGCACUAGGAGGAUGGGAAAAAUUGACGACACAAAAACACAUAAAAGCAGAAGUAAAUUCUGCACCCCUAAGGGAUGCCGAAUAAUCUGCUGAGGAUCACAUUUAGUGGAAGCAGAAGUAAAUGCUGAACCUCUACGAGGUCCCAAACAGUCUGCUGUUAAUAAAACCUCCAACUCCCGAGAGGAUUUAGAGAUCUUACAAAAGCGACACCAUUCUGCACUCCCGGAAGAAUGCAGAACGAUUCGCAGUAUGUACGAGCAGAAGUAAAUUCGGCACCCCCUGAAGGAUGCCAAACAAUCUGCUAAACCCUAUUUAAGGUGAAUACAGAAGGGAUUCAUUCACUCCAGGAAGAACGAUGAUCCCUUCUGACUAUAGCUCCUUACCACAUUGGGUGAGAAACGAGAGAAUAUCCUUCAAUUUUAGCUCCGCAUACACAGACUCAACCAUGUAUGGAGAACCAAAAACCCGGAUACGUAGCUGCGUCAAUGCAGGACAGUUACAUAUCAGAUGAUAUGAAGUACCAUAAUCGCAUUCACACAAAUCACACGAAUAAUACUCAGCACGUUGAAUAGUAGCCAUGUGAUAAUUGAGUUUGCAAUGUCCAGUCAGAACUCUGACCAGAGUACUGCAAUGAUGCUUGGAGAAAUGCAGUAGACACUUUGACAUUUUCAGAUUUAAAUCUGGUAGAAAUGCUUUUGUCUGAGCGCAAGUUUGCAAGCUGCGCCAGUAGCUAGCAUGUUUGGAUGCAGCCCAAGAACGAAUCUUGUGCUUUAUCCAACUAGUUGAAAGUGGCAAAGCUGGUUCAGGACCAACGAAAUCAUUCGUUGCACCAGCUCUAGCCAACUCAUCAGCCCAUUCAUUUCCAGUAAUACCAGAAUGGCCGGGUACCCAUAAGAAAUAAACAGCAUUUGAAAUGCUGAGGUCUUCAAUUUGAGUUCGACAUGCGAUCACUAGAUUCGACCGUGAGUCAUUCGAACUGAGUGCUUUUAAGGCUGCCUGACUGUCGGAACAAAAAUAAAUUCGUUUAUCACAGAUCCUCUGCUGAAGUGCCGAUUGUACUCCACACAGAAUCGCGUAGAUUUCCGCUUGGAACACAGUACAGUAUCUACCAAGUGAAUGAGACUGCUCCAGCCUCAUUUCACGACAGUAGACACCAGCACCAGCACGACCAUUCAACAGAGAACCGUCCGUAUAACAAACUAUGUGUUCAUCAAGUUGUCGUUCCAGACAACCAGACAACCAUUCCUCACGAAGAGGAUAGCUCACAUGGAAUGUUUUGAAAGGAAAACUGCAUGUGAGAGUUAGGUCACUAGGAGCGAGUAAAUACUCAUCCCAUGUAACCAUUUGAGACCACAAGCGAGUGUGGCUGGUAGCAUAAUCUAAUGGGUUACUGUUCCAAAGUCCUGUAGCCUUACGACGGUAUGCACAAGAUAAUGCUUCUUGUUUUAGGAACACAUGUAGUGGUUCAAUGCACAGUAGCGCCUCUAGAGUAGUCUUGUUUUAGGAACACAUGUAGUGGUUUAAUGCACAGUAGCUCCUGUCAUCGCCAUUAGGACCAUCCUUUGGAGAUGAUUUAGCUUUGACUGAACUGUCGCGACUUCUCCUUUCUGCCACCAUACAAGACAACCAUAUGCUAAAAUUGGUCUAACAAUAGUUGUGUAGAUCCAAUGAAUAUAUCUGGGUUUGAGUCCCCAUGAUUUUCCAAAAGCUCGUCUGCAUUGGCCGAAAGCCAUACAAGCUCUCCUAAUCCUGAAGUCAAUGUGAGCAGACCAAUUCAGUUUUGAGUCAAGAAUAACCCCGACGUAUUUAACUUGUUCGACCACAGUGACCUCUGAACCGAAGAACUGUAACGGACGAGCUCCUGUGAUUAUCCUACGAUGAGUGAAAAGCACCAUUGAUGUUUUGCCCGGAUUUACAGACAAUCCAACCUGACAACACCAUUGUUCAACAGAUCGCAGGGCUUGUUGCAUUAAAUCAAAGAGAGUGUUAAUGCUUAUACCGGUCAUCAAUAUAUGAUAAUCGUCGGCAAAACCAUAAGUCGGAAAUCCAAGGUUAUUAAGUUUCCUUAACAAACCAUCAGCGACUAGGUUCCAUAAAAGUGGGGAUAGUACACCACCUUGAGGACACCCACAGACACUCAGCUUUGUAAUAUCUGCUUGCCGAAGCGAUGAACAAAGAAGUCGAUUGCUAAGCAUUGCGUUUAUCCAAUUUGUGAUACUUGAAGGUAUGCCAUGACCACGGGCUGCUUCCAGAAUUGAAUUGAAAGACACGUUAUCAAAGGCACCUUCAAUAUCUAGGAAAACUCCCAAGCAAGAUUGCUUUAGUGAGAAAUCUUUUUCGAUGUUGUACACAACAUCAUGUAACAGGGUUGUAGUGGACUUUCCACGCUGGUAAGCAUGUUGCAUUCCAUGUAGCGGAUGCACGCCCAGACUAACAUUCCUGAUAUAGUGAUCGACUAUGCGUUCCACUGUUUUAAGAAGAAAUGAGCUAAGACUGAUAGGCCUGAAACUCUUCGCUUCCUCAUAAGUGUCGCGACCGCCUUUGGGAAUAAAUUUGACAGUUAUUUCCUGCCAGGCUCUUGGAAUAUAUCCUGUCGCAAGACUAAAAGUAAGUAUUUUCUUCAAAACAUGUUUGAAAUGUUCAUACCCUUUCUGCAGUAACACUGGGAAAACUCCAACCUUUCCAGGAGACUUGUACGGAGCAAAACUCUCAACUGCCCAUUUGACCGAUUCAAUCGUCACAACGCUUCGAGCAAGGGCCCAAGAAUCGUAACUACCUGAAAAAGUCUCGGGAAGAGCUGUCGGUGAUGGAUGCAUACAUCCUGGAAAGUGAGUGUUAAAAAGGCAGUGAAGUACAUCACUUUCAUCAGACAUCACCAUCUGAAGUUCUUAGGAAACUGACAUUAAAAUCCUUAGACUUCGAAAGUAACUUAUUUAAUCUACUAGCCUCGUUGAGACUAGAGACAUUUGUGCAGAGGCUUUUCCAACCACUUCACUCAGACGAUCGAAGAGCAUUUUUGUAAGCCCUUCGAGCCGACACGAAUGCCUCCGACCCAUCUCUGCGUCGGUGGUUCCAAGCUCUUCUGCAUAGUUUCCUUAGUCUAGCAAGUUCAGCAUUCCACCAAGGAGUUCCUCUAGUAGCUCGCACAAUCCGAAGUGGACAAGUCUCUUCAUAUGAUGCAACUAUGAGUGAAUUUGUCUCGUCGACAACAUUUUCCAAAUCAAUUGGGGUUUCAAUUGUUGGUUGAUACCCGUAAAAUCUAGUCGCCAAGCCCUCUUCAUAGAGGUCCCAGUUUGUAGAUUUGGGAUUACGAUAUGUGAUAAUAUCAAAUUUAACGUUUGAAUGAUCAAAGAAUAUGUACUUAUGAUCAGACAACGAAGGUUCGAGCUCAUCGGAGACGAGCCAAUUCACCAACUCAUGCGCAAUUCUAUCAGAGCAGAGAGUUACGUCCAAAACCUCCUCUCUUCCAGAUCUCGCAAAAGUUGGACGGUUUCCUGCAUUGAUUAUGUGCAGGUUUGUACUGCUCACAAAUUCCAUCAUAUCAGAGCCUCUCGAAUUUAUAUCUGUGCUGCCCCAAAUGAUAUGGUGAGCAUUUAUGUCACUGCCGAUUACAAGCGGUAAAUCACUCUUGCAGCAGUAUGAAACAACCUUUUUGAAGUCAUCGCUUGGCGAAGGUUGGUUAUGCGGUAAAUAUGCCGAACAAUAGACAUAUUUCCUGUCUAUGCCAUCAAUAGUCAUACCAACUGUGACAGCACAAAUAUCCCGAGUUGUGAGCUCCGGUAUGAGAAAAACAUCGAGAGCACUAUUAGCAAGUAUGCAUGCUCGAGGCAUUUCACGUGGAUUUGUCAUACCGAUCUUGUUGAAGGCAACAAAGACUGGGUUUAACAAUUUUCCAACAUAGAAGUUUCCCUUUUGGAAAUAUGGUUCUUGAACCAAAGCUAUAGUAGCUUUACCUUCUUGCAGAAGUCUGAAUAGAUUCAUAGUUGCUGUACGUUUAUGCUGAAGAUUGAUUUGUACCACUCUAACCAUUAUAAAUUAGAAUAACGAACAUUCCACUUCCAGUAUCAACCGUACAACAACUACAAGAAACCAAAUAUAUUGGCUUAUAAUCGCCUAUAGCGAACUAUGUAAGGAUUUUUUUAAAUGUUAUUAUCAUUUAAAUCCCACGAGUUGCGAAGAAAGAAGUCGUCCACUGUGCCAGAGCUUCGCUUAACACAGUAAGGGAAAACCCCAAGAUAUUCCGUUCACGACUGCAUUGUUUAACCUCCUGCAGCCAUUCAGCCAUCGGCACGGAAAUACACCUUGGCUUAGGAGUUCCUAUUUUUGUGGCCUUUUACGACAUGGAACAGGAAACCAGUGGAUCAAUUCUUGGUAAAAAAUAAUUCCGCCGGAUACCACACGGCUUACCUGUUUGGUGGACUUAUACCACCGGUACAGGUGGACCGUAGCGUUAUUCUUAGCCAGUUGGGAAACCGCUACCGACACUACACGGCUAUCUAGGCUGCUCAGAGAGGGAAGUUGACAUUGAUGGUCAACUUCCAUGGAUGGCCGAGCAGCACUUUUACCAACUUGACGUGCGAGAUUGUCGGAUUCUCUUGCUGCGCGAGCAAAAUUUUGACACGCUGCUCCUCAUGCUUGGACGUUAUUUGUUACACGUUGAUCUAUGAGUUUUGGGUCUAACUAAGAAAAAUACAUUUUUUCAGCGAAACUCAGUUCUAUUCAUCAACAUAGACUACUUCAUGAGCAACACACAUCAGUCUAGUCUAGAGCAGCCCACAAUCAUUCAGUCGCUUCAAUACAUUUCAUAACACCAAAACCUCCUUUUACGAACUAAACGGUAUUUCAAAAAACAAGUUUAUGUUAUUUGGAAUUUAUUUCGUAAAAAAAGCUUUAUGUAAUGAAUGUGGCUAUUUUCGAAACGGAUGUCAAAAAUAGGAGAAAGAAAAUUAUAUUUGGGGUCGUUUCAAAAUCCAAGAUGGCGACUUCCAGUUUAUUGAUAUUGCCUAAAAACUAGAUAUUUUCGAAACGGGUUUGAUGCGUGACUGUCUCAAAACGAUAUUUGAGGUGGUUCUGAAAUCCAUAUUUUCGAAACGGCAUUGAUGAGUAGAUACCGAAAAACUUUGUCGAUCCGAAAUCCAAAAUGGCAGCCUCCGGCUCAUUGAUUUUCAUUGAUACAAUGUGAGUAGUGGUUUUCAAGAAAUGUCGGUAUACCGAAAGUCACCAUAUUGAAUUUCGGAACGAGCUCAAACAUCGUUUAUUGAUGUUCUAUCUGUUCCAAAAUACCCCUUUGUUGGAAGUUUUUAGAGAAAAUUGAUAAAGUGGAAGUCGUCAGCUUCGUUUUCGGAACAACCUCAAAUAUUGUGCAUUUAAUCAUAAAAUCCGUUCCAAAAGUAUCCCGAUUAUAGGAGUUUUCAAAGAAUAUCUAUAAACUGGAAGCCACCACCUUGGAUUUCGAAAUGACAGCAAACAUAAUUUUCCGACUCCUAAUAACCCAUCGACUUGUGAAUCGGUGCAUUGUCUUGGUGAAACAGAGUGGACUUUUCUUCGACAUAUGGGGUGGUUUUCCUUAAUUUUUUUUUCAUUCAAACUAUUUAACAACGCUAUGUAGUAUUCGCUAUUGAUUGUUUUGUUUUCUUUCUCAAGAUCAGUGUAGAUAAAAUAAUAAUCAGAAAAAGUUCAUCUAUUUAUUACUCGUAAAAAAUCAGUUCAAGAGACUUUCUAAAAAAAACAUUUCCGGGAAUCUAAACUUCUUCUCUAUAAACCUAAAAAUUCACAAGUGAUUUUAUUGUGUCAGUGAAACGAGCUUUUACCCAAGGAAACAUCGCUAGAGAGAUAAUCGAAAGACGCUUCAGUUCGACACCGAAGUGAUUCGUGCAAGAUUCAAUUAUAUUUUCAUUAAUGAAUAAAUUUCUGUCGAAUUAAUUUGCAACUGAAUCAAAAUUGAGAAAUAAUGAUUGCGAUAUUUUCGAUGCACGUAGGGGGGAAUAUUUCUUUCCACGUUUCAAAUAAAGAUUUUAGCUACAACAGACUGUUUCAAUUUCAGCUGGUUGAUUACUCUGCACUAUUUAAAUCAAACCCAAUAGAACGCAAUUUAGCUUGAAUUUGAUUUAUAUAAGUAAUAGGAACGCAGCAUUUUGCGUGUCUCAAACACACAGCAGGGUCAGCGUUUGAAUGGCGCAACUGGAUUGGUGUGGCGAAAACAUGCGCUCUAGUUACUUCAGCCUGUGAUAUUCAAGUGAGUUGGGUAAUAUUGUGUAAUCAACGGCACAAUAUACUUUUUCUUAGUGUUAUUACUAUCAUUAUCACAGCACUGUCAUGCAAAAGUUUGGACUCACUUCAGAAAAUCGUUUAGCGUUUUAUAUUUAUGAAUAAUUUUCGAAUGAUUUCUUUGAAUUAUCAUUUAUAUAUUCUAUCGAAAUAUUAGAAUAUGAACAUUGUGAAAAGUAAUACACCCAAACCUCCGUAUAUCUAAACAUUUUUUUACGUUACCUCUUUUUACGUAACUCUACUUCGUAAAAUGAGGUUUUUGCAUAUAAGGAAAAUCAUUUCCGGCUCAUUUACAUUCCAAGGAAAUUACUACAAUAUGGGUAUUUUCGGAAAGGGUUUGAUAAACGAUGUUUGAAGUGGUUCUGAAUUUCAAGAUGGCGACUUCCGGUUUAUUGAUAUUCCUUAAAAACCUUCACAAUAUGCGUAUUUGUUAUCGGGUUUGAUAAGUUCUCAUGGUCAAAUAUUCAUGCAUAAUUGUAAGCACACAACGCCUUCUGAUUUUUUUACGACCUAAGCUAUCUCACGUAAUUAAAAUUUGCGAUUAGAGAUACAACCAAUUUAUACAUUUCUAUCAGUGAUAUUACGCAUUGAAAAUGCUUUCACCAAUAGUUCCUUCAUUUUUUUUUUGCUCUCAAAUCCCAGCAACGCCUAACAUAGGAAAUAAAGCACCUGAAAUCUCUAUAAACGGUAAUUUAUCCCCAACCGCUGCGGUUGCACGUAGUGCGAACUUGAUUCCAGUCAGCCACAUUUGCUAUACACAUAGUUUCCAGGCACUUGCCACGUUUGUUUCUCCCGAAUAGCAGCCACUCUGUUGCACCUUUUUUUUCCCCCGUUUUCUCUUUUUGUGUGCAUUCAUCCGGGGAGGAGCUAGUUUGUGACUCAUUAGAGUAAUGAGAAGCUGAAAGUGUUUCAUUAUUUCGCCCGGCACACCAAACACCAGCAGAAAUAAGUCAUUAGGGUUCAACCGUUUGCGCCAUCCGGAGCAACCGACAGCCAGCCUCGUGAUUUCCAACCACGUCUGAAUAGUCUAUAGAGUUGUAGAAAGCUUAUCCAAUUUAGCGCCGCUUUUGCUGCUAUCAACUGCUACUAGUAGGUACUACUACUGCUGCAACUGCUUCUGCUGCAACUUCUCGGCAGAAUGGCAAAGAAAAGGAACUAGGUUAGCUGGUAAUUUUGUUUUGUGUUUCGUAGAAUAAUGGGAAAACUUGUACAGUAGGUAAGACACUGCAUUGUAAAAAGUUUCGCUCUGAUUCAUACUGACUCUAUUCGCACCUUGUUUGUAGAAUAUAUGGCAUCGAAAAUUUAUGUACAGAGUAGAAAAUAUGUUAAAAUAAUUAUUCGGUAAGAAAAAAAAAUCAACUAGCAUAUGAACGAACAUAUCCUUUGAUAACCUAUUCUAGCCUUCAUUUGAACUGCAAACACAAUCGAUUUGGUUCAACAGUUAAUGCUUCUUUCUCUAUAUCCUAACAAAACUCGCGCUGAAACAAAUUCUAAUGCUGAAAAAAAAAGACGGUAGCAAACAUGUACAAAUUGAACGACUUAAAUGAUGACACAUAAAACUUCUGAAAGGAGCACGAAUAGAAGCAUAUCGUAUUUUGUGGCAAACAAUUGAAUACCAUAUGAUUAAUCGAAGCUCUCACCUUUCCUCACCGAACGCUUUUUGUAGAGGGGGUGAAAGAGUACAGACAAGCAUUUUUUUUUCUACCGGAAAAUAAACGGACGCCAAUCUCGUUAGGAGCAAACUUCUAACACAAUUGAGUUAUGAGGAAUGUAAAACAAAAGAAAAAAAAACCCUAGCCCACACGCAACCAUACACAGAGAUUAUUCUAGAAUCACGAAACGUUAGUCAGUUAGCGAAACUGUUGCUCACAAAGAUGUACACUUAGAAAGCCAGAUUAACAAAUAGCAUUUGAAGCAAAACAAGCAAAUAAAUAAAACAAAAAACUGAAAAUAAAAAUGAAAACUGUUUGUAGUAUAGUGAGAAUAAUAAUAUGACAUGUGCAUGAGUGUAUCCAAAUUUAAGAAAAAAGCAACAAGAUGCAAAUGAAAGUGAUGAAGAACGGAUUGAUCAAAUGUGAUGACAGGUAUCUGACCUGAUGAGGAAUAAUGGAAGACACAAUAAAGAAACAGUAUUUUAAAUAAUUAUAUUACGAAAAA
Malaya genurostris is the source of this 24319-nucleotide messenger RNA. Its product is annotated as protein sax-3-like. Gene Ontology annotation, biological process: cell-cell adhesion; axon guidance. The transcript is spliced from 11 exons. Gene Ontology annotation, cellular component: axon; plasma membrane. Gene Ontology annotation, molecular function: protein binding. NCBI's taxonomy places the organism in Eukaryota, Metazoa, Arthropoda, Insecta, Diptera, Culicidae. The record is from RefSeq and is a predicted model, not a curated record. Bases 1368 to 5447 code for a protein of 1359 amino acids.